CGAACAAAAAACCACACAGUGACAUGAACACUUUGCGCCUUGCUGCUCGUCGUGCUUAUUCUACGGUUCAACCCGGUUCUAGACCAGGUAUUACUAAUGGCUUCGUUGGUGCCAUUGGCAAUACUCCUUUGCUUCGCUUGAAUCGUCUCAGUCAAGAAACCGGUUCCGAGAUUCUUGCCAAAGCCGAGUUUAUGAACCCCGGUGGUUCCGUUAAGGAUCGUGCUGCUCUUUUUGUGGUGAAGAAUGCCGAGGAAAAGGGAUUGAUCAAGCCCGGAGGUACUAUUGUUGAAGGAACCGCUGGUAAUACCGGCAUUGGUCUGGCCCAUGUCUGUCGUGCCAAGGGUUACAAGUGUGUCAUUUACAUGCCAAACACUCAGUCCCAGGAAAAGAUUGAUCUUUUACGUAUGCUCGGUGCCGAAGUGUAUCCUGUGCCUGCUGUGGCUUUUGAUAACCCUGAGAACUACAACCACCAGGCAAGACGUCAUGCCGAAUCGUUGGACAAUGCUGUGUGGACAAAUCAGUUUGAUAACAUCGCCAACCGUCGUGCGCACAUUGAAACCACUGGUCCUGAGAUUAUGGCCCAAACUGAUGGCAAAGUCGAUGCAUUUACUUGCGCUACCGGUACCGGUGGAACCCUGGCUGGUAUCACCCGUUACCUCAAAGAUCAAAAGGGCGAUGAUGUCAAGAUCUUCUUGGCUGAUCCUCCUGGAUCGGUAUUGUAUAGCUAUAUCAAGAGCAAGGGCAAGAGCAUGGAGCGUCAAGGAGCGGGCUCCAUCACUGAAGGAAUUGGUCAGGGCCGUGUCACGGAUAAUUUGGCUCCCGAUGUGGAAUUGAUCGAUGAUGCCGUUCAUAUUCCUGACGAGGAAUCCAUCAAGAUGGUGUACCGUCUCUUGGACGAGGAGGGUAUUUAUGUUGGAGCGUCUUCCGCGUUGAACGUGGUGGCGGCUGUUGAAGUGGCCAAGAAAGUCGGACAAGGCAAGACCAUUGUCACGAUGUUGUGCGACGGUGCCUACAGAUACCAAUCCCGAUUAUUCAGCCGUACAUGGCUCGAAUCCAAAAACUUGGCGACAGCGAUUCCCGAUCACUUGCAAAAGUACAUUGUUCUUCCCUAGACAUCAAUACGUUUAGAAAGUUGUACUUUUAUGUUUACGACCCUACGUUUAAAAUUUUGUUGUUUAAAUUGAACGACCGUGAACGCAGGACCUUUGGUUGAGGAUCUCGACCUGCAGUCAGUUGAAAUAGAUCGAAACGGAUAAAUAAAAAAGCUCUGUGACAGAAAACA
This is a messenger RNA of Radiomyces spectabilis, 1282 nucleotides long. RefSeq names its product cysteine synthase. The record is from RefSeq and is a predicted model, not a curated record. NCBI's taxonomy places the organism in Eukaryota, Fungi, Mucoromycota, Mucoromycetes, Mucorales, Radiomycetaceae. The transcript has 6 exons. Gene Ontology annotation, cellular component: cytoplasm. Gene Ontology annotation, molecular function: cysteine synthase activity. Bases 24 to 1112 code for a protein of 362 amino acids.